GAGGCAGCCCACAGCAGCCUGCGAAGCCGGGACGCGCCCGCCCCAGACACUGCGCCUGCGCCGGCACGGGACGUCUGCUUCGGGAUGAGUGCCAGCUCCGUGGAGCAGCUGCGGAAGGAGGGCAACGAACUGUUCAAAUGUGGAGACUACGAGGGCGCACUGGUGGCCUACACCCAGGCCCUGGGUCUAGGAGCGACGGUCCAGGACCAAGCCGUUCUGCACCGAAACCGGGCCGCCUGCCACCUGAAGCUGGAAGAUUACAAGAAAGCGGAAACUGAGGCAACCAAAGCUACCCUCACCUUUUCUGAGGCUGAAGUACCGAGCCCCACAUUGAUCCCCCCCACCUUCCUCUGGCCCUCGAGAUCUUUCCCUACUGCUCUUGCCUGGAGAUGGUGGCCUCAUGGGUGCUGACAGAGCUCCUGUUUAUGCUCAGCCAUUGAAAAGGACGGUGGGGAUGUCAAAGCACUUUAUCGGCGGAGCCAAGCCCUAGAGAAGCUGGGCCGCCUGGACCAGGCUGUCCUUGACCUGCAGAGAUGUGUGAGUCUGGAGCCCAAGAACGAAGUUUUCCAGGAGGCCCUGUGGAGCAUUGGGGGCCAGAUCCAGGAGAAGGUACGAUACAUGUCCUCGACAGAUGCUAAAGUGGAACAGAUGUUUAAGAUACUAUUGGACCCAGAAGAGAAAGGCACUGAGAAAAAGCAAAAGGCUUCUCAGAACCUGGUGGUGUUGGCCCGAGAGGAUGCUGGGGCUGAAAAGAUCUUCCGCAGCAAUGGAGUUCAGCUCCUGCAACGCCUAUUAGAUACAGGAGAGACUGACCUCAUGCUGGCGGCUCUACGCACCCUGGUUGGCAUUUGCUCUGAGCACCAGUCACGGACAGUGGCAACCCUGAGUGUGCUGGGAACUCGGCGAGUAGUCUCCAUCCUGGGUGUGGAAAACCAGGCUGUGUCCCUGGCUGCCUGCCACCUGCUGCAGGUUAUAUUUGAUGCCCUCAAGGAAGGCAUCAAGAAAGGCUUCCGAGGCAAAGAGGGCGCCAUCAUUGUGGAUCCUGCCCGGGAGCUGAAGGUCCUCAUCAGUAAUCUCUUAGAACUACUGACUGAGGUGGGGGUUUCUAGCCAAGGCCGAGACAAUGCCCUGACCCUCCUGAUUAAAGAGGUGCCUCGGAAGUCUUUUAAGGACCCCAACAAUAGCCUCACCCUCUGGGUCAUUGACCAAGGUUUGAAAAAGAUUCUGGAGGUGGGGGGCUCUGUACAGGACCCUCCUGGGGAGCUCACAGUGACAGCGAAUAGCCGCAUGAGUGCUUCUAUUCUCCUCAGCAAGCUCUUCGAUGAUCUGAAGUGUGAUGCUGAGAGGGAGAAUUUCCACCGACUCUGUGAAAGCUACAUCAAGAGCUGGUUUGAGGGACAUGGGCUGGCUGGGAAGCUACGGGCCAUCCGGACAGUGUCCUGCCUCCUGCAGGGCCCGUGUGAUGCUGGCAACCGGGCCCUAGAGCUGAGUGGAGUCAUGGAGAGUGUGAUUGCUCUGUGUGCCUCUGAGCAAGAGGAGGAACAGCUGGUGGCUGUGGAGGCUCUGAUCCAUGCAGCUGGCAAGGCCAAGCGGGCCUCAUUCAUCACAGCCAAUGGUGUUUCCCUACUGAAGGACCUAUACAGGCGUGGUGAAAAGGACAGCAUCCGCAUCCGGGCACUGGUGGGACUCUGUAAGCUUGGCUCGGCCGGAGGGACCGACUUUAGCAUGAAGCAGUUUGCUGAAGGUUCCACUCUCAAACUGGCCAAGCAGUGUCGAAAAUGGCUGUGCAAUGACCAAAUUGAUGCAGGCACGCGGCGCUGGGCAGUGGAAGGCCUGGCUUACCUCACCUUUGAUGCUGAUGUAAAAGAAGAGUUUGUGGAGGACAAGCCUGCUCUGAAGGCUCUGUUCCAGCUCAGCAGGUCUGAGGAGAGGGCUGUGCUCUUUGCGGUGGCCUCAGCCUUGGUGAACUGCACCAACAGCUAUGACUAUGAGGAGCCGGACCCCAAGAUGGUGGAGCUGGCCAAAUACGCCAAGCAGCAUGUGCCUGAGCAGCACCCUAAGGACAAACCAAGUUUCGUGCGUGCUCGGGUAAAGAAGCUACUGGCAGCAGGUGUGGUGUCAGCCAUGACGUGCAUGGUGAGGACUGAGAACCCUGUGCUGACUAAUUCCUGCAGAGAACUGCUCUCCAGGGUCUUCCUGGCUUUGGUAGAUGAUGUGGAAGACCGAGGCACUGUGGUUGCUCAGGGAGGGGGCAAGUCUCUGAUCCCGCUGGCCCUGGAGGGCACUGAUGUGGGGCAGACAAAGGCAGCCCAGGCUCUUGCCAAGCUCACCAUCACCUCCAACCCAGAGAUGACCUUUCCUGGCGAGCGGAUCUAUGAGGUGGUCCGGCCCCUUGUAUCCCUGCUGCACCUCAACUGCUCAGGCCUGCAGAACUUUGAGGCACUUAUGGCUCUAACAAACCUGGCGGGGAUCAGCGAGAGGCUCCGGCAGAAGAUCCUGAAGGAGAAGGCUGUGCCCAUGAUCGAGGGCUACAUGUUUGAGGAGCAUGAGAUGAUCCGCCGGGCAGCCACAGAGUGCAUGUGUAACUUGGCCAUGAGCAAAGAGGUGCAGGACCUCUUUGAAGCCCAGGGCAAUGACCGGCUGAAGCUGCUGGUACUGUACAGUGGAGAGGAGGAUGAGCUACUGCGGCGGGCAGCUGCUGGGGGUCUAGCCAUGCUCACUUCAAUGCGGCCCUCACUCUGUAGCCGCAUCCCCCAAGUGACCACACACUGGCUGGAGAUCCUGCAGGCUCUACUUCUGAGCCCCAACCAGGAGUUGCAGCACCGGGGAACUGUGGUGGUCCUGAACAUGAUGGAGGCCUCCAGGGAGAAUGCCAGUACUCUGAUGGAGAGCGAGGUGCUGGAGAUCCUGUCAGUGCUGGCUAAGGGUGACGAGAGCCCUGUCACAAGGGCUGCUGUAGCCUGCCUGGGGAAAGCAGUGGAAUACGGGCUUAUCCAACCCAGCCAGGAUGGAGAGUGAGGGUCCACUGCUGGGCACACACACACACACACCCUCUACACAUGCCACCUAGCAGCACAGAAAACCAGAACAGAAGCAGAGUGGCUGGUGGGGCUUGGCUGUGGAGCAUUCUUGCCUCCCUAGCUGUUUGAGGCUCUCUGUUCUGAGUCAGACGCUGCACUCAGUCAUACAAUCUGGCUGAGCCAAUACUGCCUGUAGUGUCACUCAGAGAGGUCGUUGUGGACAGGUGGGAAUGGGGAAUGUGCAUCCAACCCACCUGCGGGUGAUGGGGUACACGGAAGGGCGCAUCGCAUCACCUGCCAGUAGGAAUGCCCUCCAGCAAAAGUGUGUAGAAUGCGAGCGUGUGCCCUGUCUUUGGGCAGGGAAGGCUGCUGAGUGCGGGAGCGUCUGGCGCAGGUGCUGGGCAGGGGGGUGUGUGCCAGAGCUUUACGUCUGCAGCAGAGUUGCCUCUGCAAGGAAUCCAGUGGAUUCUCCACCCGAGGGACCAUUGAAUUGUUGCUUAAAAACAUCCAGUUUCGUGGAAAUAAAUGGUUUUAGGGUAUAAACUUCUGUA
Otolemur garnettii (small-eared galago) is the source of this 3571-nucleotide messenger RNA. RefSeq names its product unc-45 myosin chaperone A (gene UNC45A). The record is from RefSeq and is a predicted model, not a curated record. Bases 619 to 3018 code for a protein of 799 amino acids. Lineage: Eukaryota; Metazoa; Chordata; Mammalia; Primates; Galagidae. Gene Ontology annotation, molecular function: Hsp90 protein binding. The transcript is spliced from 20 exons.